UAUAUCACGGCAGCUACUUUCCGUGAGCGUUCGUGUGUGGUUAUUUGAGGUUAUUUGGAGUUCAUCAGUCCACUAGAGUGUUCUUCUGGAUUGUUCUGAUUUGCGCUGUUUAUCUAGAACAUCUUGAAAAUGAAUACAGUCUUGCGUGUAAAACGAAAAUCCAAAGAUGUGCCGUUAAGUUCGUUGGUAGUUGGGUGCAAACGUCCGAGAACGCAUUUUCUUUCUUCGGAUUCAGCCGAUCCCGACCUGAAAACAGUCGCCCACUUCGCCGGCACGCUCUUGGAUGUCUCCGAGGAUUUCCAUAAGGUUGUGCCAAAAGUUAUACAUUUCGAGAGUUUGGGGGCGUCUAAGUCUUAUAAGCGAAUGUCCGAUGAUGAAAUAAAACCAUAUCUGGCGAAAAAGCCUAGAUGGAUAGACAUGGAGUCUACGGUAGAAAAGAUCAAAAUUAGCAAAUAUGAAAACCCAUCAAGAGGGAAAGGGAAACCUGAGAAUCUCUGCGAUAUUCUUAAGAGUAAUGCUCCGGACCCCCUUGAGGAAGGACCCUCUGAGGAGAAAAUGGUGACGUUCGUAGAUUUGGAAGAUACCUGGAGCAAUGAUUUUUUAAACAAAAGAGAACAACGGCAAAGAGGGAAAGAUAAUACUUACGUUUACGAUCUGUAUUAUGUGGAAAUGGAUGAGGAUGUAUGGUUCGACAGCGCUAGGAUAUUGGUACAGCAUCCGAAAUUGAACAUAUAUGAUGAAUGCUCGGAUUACGAGGAUUGGAAAGAUUCUUCAGACUCGAAUUCAGAAUCCAAUUGGAGAAACGAUUAUCCUGACACCGAGACUUCUGAAUCCGACGAUUCAAAUGAUUCCAUGAAAAGAUAUCUCUCUGACAAGAGUAGCUCCUCCUCUGAUGACAACAGUGUGUAUGAUCUGUCCAACAUGAAGGCUGAUAUACUUAUGACAUCAGACACUUCCAGUUCCAGUUCCAGCGACUUUUUCAGCUCUUCCGAUGAAAAGGAGAACAAUGACUGUUAAAGUACCAUCCUUGAAUUAAAAACAUGUUAGUGAAUUUAUAACAGCUAUAGAAAUGCAGAGAUUUACCACAUUUUGUAAGAUAUAAAAUGUUUAAGUCAGUAAGAAGUUACCAGAUUGAACACUACAGAGUUUUAGAAUUAUAAUUUGUGACUGUUAAUUCCUCGCUGUCGUUGAUUAUGACGUCAAAAGCGGGAAAUCGUAAUGACUUUUAUUGCUAAUAGAGUUUUUAUCACUUCUAUUGUUCGUCGAAAUAAAUUAGCUUUGUUUCAUGCAAAUAAUCGGCUUUCGGAAUGUAUACUGUAAGAAAAUACAUAAUUUUCUGAUAUGGCUGCUGUAAGGACACAGCAGCUUCAACUUACAAUUUAUUAUGAUGUAGAAUUUAGAAAACUUAAGGAUUGAUUUAUAUAUUUUAAAAAAAAAUUAGUAUAAUAGAACAUUGGAUAAGUUUGGCAUAUUUUUCGAUUAUUCUUGUAUCUUUUAUCUUAUUGAACAUUUCACAAUAAACAUUCCUUUUUUAGUGUACA
This is a messenger RNA of Linepithema humile (Argentine ant), 1541 nucleotides long. RefSeq names its product female sterile (2) ltoPP43 (gene fs(2)ltoPP43). Lineage: Eukaryota; Metazoa; Arthropoda; Insecta; Hymenoptera; Formicidae. Gene Ontology annotation, biological process: developmental process. The record is from RefSeq and is a predicted model, not a curated record.